CAGGGGGGCGGGACCUGGCGGCGCGAGAGUGCUCAACACGAAGGCGCAGCGCGAGACUCUGAAGCACUAUAAGACCCGUGUUGUGAGUCGAGAGGAGCAAACAGCGGAAAGAGCGGAGAGACAGCGGCAGAGUAUUACUAACUAUAACAGGGACCAUGUCUGACAGAAAAGCCGUCAUUAAAAACGCCGAUAUGUCGGAGGAGAUGCAGCAGGACGCGGUGGAGUGCGCCACGCAGGCGCUGGAGAAAUACAACAUCGAGAAAGACAUCGCUGCCUACAUCAAGAAGGAGUUUGACAAAAAGUACAACCCCACUUGGCAUUGCAUUGUGGGCAGGAAUUUUGGCAGCUACGUGACUCAUGAGACGAAGCAUUUCAUUUACUUCUACCUGGGGCAGGUGGCCAUCCUGCUUUUCAAAUCCGGAUAAAGAGACAAUCUUCCAGUGAAACGAGCCACACCAUUAACAGGAUAAGAAACAGAACUCCAGUGACCCCUCCUAGAGGAGCUGCCCGUCGCCCUCGCAGGAAUUCAUUGUUUUAUUAAAGGUCCAGGGACCCACACUUCUGUGCUGCUUCCACAUUCUUUGUUUGUUACUGCUUUAUAUGUUCAUUUAUCACAUGCCUAUAUUUAUUUUCAUCCAGUUUCCAAAAUUAAACAAAAAAAAAAAACAUUCAAAUAAACAAUUUUAAUAUGAA
Molecule: messenger RNA, 693 nt
Organism: Acipenser ruthenus (sterlet)
Lineage: Eukaryota; Metazoa; Chordata; Actinopteri; Acipenseriformes; Acipenseridae
Product: dynein light chain 1, cytoplasmic
Exons: 3
Coding region: 156-425 (89 amino acids)
Biological process (GO): microtubule-based process; cilium assembly
Cellular component (GO): cytoplasmic dynein complex
Molecular function (GO): dynein light intermediate chain binding; dynein intermediate chain binding
Source: RefSeq, a predicted model, not a curated record